This is a messenger RNA of Clunio marinus, 542 nucleotides long. NCBI's taxonomy places the organism in Eukaryota, Metazoa, Arthropoda, Insecta, Diptera, Chironomidae. The record is from the annotation of a GenBank genome assembly.
GUUUACAAAUUUUAGAAUUCAAGAAAUUUAAUAAAAUUGAUAUUUAACCAUUCCAUACCAUGGGUGAUGAAAAUUUACUUGAGUAUUUACAUUUUGAGCUUGUGGACUAUUGUGUAAAUAAUAAGAAGGAUGGAAAUGAUUCAAGUUCAGACUCAACGAAAAUAUCUACGUUAGAAUAUAUUGGAUUCUCGACAGGAUAUCGACUUAUUGAACGAUUAACUCGUGAAAUGCCUCGAUUUAAAGAUGAACUUGAUACAGUUAAGUUUUUGUGUACAGAUUUUUGGUCGAGUAUUUUCAAGAAGCAAGUCGACAAUCUUCGAACAAAUCAUCAAGGAAUUUAUGUGCUACAAGACAAUUCCUUCCGUUUCUUAAAACAAAUCUCCAACUCUUCUCAAUAUUUAGAAUUAGCACCAAAGUACGUCGUUUUCAGUUGUGGAAUCUUGAGAGGAUGUUUAGCAAAUCUUGGUAUACAAGCAAUUGUCACAGCAGAAAUAUCAACCAUGCCUAGCUGUAAAUUCCACAUUCAAGUGAAAGGUCAUUAA